AUGCAAAAUCCCUUGGAACUUGGAACAAGCCUGUUCCUUUUUCCAGGAGCUUAUAUUGUGAACAGAGCUCAGCAAAAGGCAAUAUACAUCCACAUCUCCAUCCGUCAAUUCUUCCGACAGACCCCAAAACCCCUAGAUAUCCGAGCAAAUAACUGCUUACGCACUAAAUUAUGUUCCAGGAUUGCCGAAAAACAAGGGAUAGAUCGAAGAACUAUUGAGCAGCCCACAUCCGCGUUCUUCCUCAAAUACAACGGUGAGCCCAUAACGAGGACCAAUGUUCAGCGCCUCUUAAAGGGCUUCCUGAACAAAUCCGGGCUGGGAUCUUUGAGGAUAUCGUGCAACACUUCGCGCCACGAUGCAGCAAGAAUUCAAUACGAGCGCUUUUUCUCUGCCUCGUACCAGGAGUACAGCCCUGUUGACAAAGACCUCGCAGUGCUGGAGGGGCAUAAGCCGCGAACGCAGCUGUUGAACUACAAUGACAAUUACAUUGUAGCCUGCGCUACGGCUUAUCAUAAGCUACAAGUGUUCGCCGACGAGGAAGCACGCAAGCACGCGGAGCGUGUGGACAGGGUUUGCAGGAUGGUCCACAUAGUAGAUCUGGGAUUGAGUGAAACCGCAGAGGAUGAAUCUUCCGAACACUCUUCAUCAUCCAGCGAUGACGACGAUGAUGAUGAGGGUAAUCGAAGUAGUUGUUCUUCGGUGCCAUAAAA
Messenger RNA from Cylicostephanus goldi, 710 nucleotides. Lineage: Eukaryota; Metazoa; Nematoda; Chromadorea; Rhabditida; Strongylidae. The record is from the annotation of a GenBank genome assembly.